AACUACUGUCAAAAUUAUUUCUUACAAAUGGCGGAUGUUUGUUUUUUUAACCGCGUUCCAUAGUAAAUUAUAAAUCAUUUUUUCUAUCCAUCCAUAAAUAAUCCUCAUCCGCAUUGAGAUUCAUUCAACACCUAGUUUUAUAUUAAAUAACAUUUGUUUUAUAAGAAUUGCAUAACCCAUCACAUCCAUAGCUAAAACUAUGUCUGUUACCAAUGCAACACAAUGGCUCAACUUUUUCAAAGCAGCUGGUGUUCCAGGUGGGUCAGCUGGAAUGUAUGCACAUUUAUUCGUAGUGAAUCGCAUUCAAUUAGAUAUGCUGACAGAUUUAAACAAGGAAUACCUGCGAGAGAUGGGAAUCACACUGAUGGGUGAUAUUAUAGCCAUUCUGAGGCAUUCCAAACAUGUGAGUGAGCAAACAGCUCGAGAGAAAGUCCUCAGUUCAGAGAAUCCCUUGCCAGUGGCGACUGUAGUCGCAAAUCCCAUUGCUCGAGAUGUAAAGACCAUAGAAAAUAACAAAAAUCAUAAAUCGACAUUAUCAACCAAUUCAGUACUUCCCCUGCCCAAAGUUCCACGACGAGUUUUGCCAGAACACGAAGGUAAAUACAAAAUCAAAUUGCCCUCUGGCACAACUGAACGUAGCAAAGAGAUACUCGCCAAGAAAGCGAUGCUCUAUUCGGACAAAGAAACUACAGUGAAACCCCGAGUCUUUGAACGCCUUUCCCGGAGCACGCACAACAUUGAGUUCGAAGACCUGACUAAACCAAACAAGAAAAAACCUUUGAUCGAUCAAAAGAUUAGAAUCACAGGAGUUGGAAGCAAACCCUUCACCGCGUCAUCGUCGUCGUCGAUAUUCUCCCGCCUAGGAGGCAAAUCAGACCCUGAUAUAAUUGAGGUUCCGUCUUCGGAUCAGCAAAUUAAGCCAAUCCUCAAAAAGUCGUCAAAAUCUAGUUCCUCUGGCGUAGUCAAAUCCAUCUCAAAGUCUUCAUCGUCUUCACAGAAAGUACUCCUGGUUAAGAAAGUUCCCAUCAAAUUAGAUUCAGAUAACUCCUAUGACUCGGACGAUGAUAUGAGAAUGGACACAAGCGGCGACAAGAUUGUGUCGUUUGCAUCCGAAGCUGAGGUUCGUGAGAUUGCCCCUCGUGUGGUUAGCAUCAAGGGAAAGUCCAAAAACCGAUUGACUACUACAUCCAACAUAAAGUCUCGAAUGGGUUCUGGGAUGCAUGCCGAUAGAAUCCAUCGCACCGCCAAACCCGUCAAACUGAAACUAUCCCCGCAGCAGAACAAAAUUAGUCCCAAUAAAGCUCAAGCAAUUCGUAUGAAAUCCGACGAACUCCUCAGAUCAGAAAAACCAGUCUACAGCCGAUUGGGAACCAAUCCCGUAGGCAGUGGGCUUUCAAAACUAGCAAAUCGCAUUGGGCGAGUUAGCCUGGCGAGUAGUUCUAAAUCAGCAAAUUCAACAGCGACCGGUUCCUCCUCUCCAUUGCCACGUAAAAAGACUCCGAGUAAUAAAAGUGGAAGUGUUUUCGAGAGAUUAGGAUUUGCCCGUUAGACUUUUGAAGACUAAUCUAUUCGAAGAGCUCAUCUAGGUCAUUAGUUUUACUUAAAUUUUCACCAGAGGAGUACCUUGACUUCGUAAUAAAAUUGCAGAUGAUUUAGAGAUGGACGAGAUGUGAAGAAAAAGAAGGAAUAUUUGAAAACCAGAUUGUAUCAAUGUUUGACUAAAAAUAAUGCUUUUUUGUGACUACGAAGUAGUAAAACGUAAAUAAUUAAGUUAAAUAAAUAAUUAUAAUUCAUCUAA
Molecule: messenger RNA, 1798 nt
Organism: Eupeodes corollae
Lineage: Eukaryota; Metazoa; Arthropoda; Insecta; Diptera; Syrphidae
Exons: 6
Coding region: 200-1549 (449 amino acids)
Cellular component (GO): nucleus
Molecular function (GO): protein binding
Source: RefSeq, a predicted model, not a curated record